Eimeria acervulina is the source of this 315-nucleotide messenger RNA. RefSeq lists its product as hypothetical. Bases 1 to 315 code for a protein of 104 amino acids. Lineage: Eukaryota; Apicomplexa; Conoidasida; Eucoccidiorida; Eimeriidae. The transcript has 3 exons. The record is from RefSeq and is a predicted model, not a curated record.
AUGCCCUAUGGCCUGGGGGAAGGUUUUCGUGCCUGCGAUGCCCGCUUUGCAGGAGUGGACAGCGAGCGAGUGCCUAGAUUGGCAGCGGUAUACCCGCGGAGCCCAGAGAGGCAAUCUUGGCACGCCCAUGUGGCUGUGAGUAGGCAUGCAUCUCAAACGGAUACUCCGCUGGGAUUCGAUGUGCAGGCCUAUUAUCCGCGUGCAUCUGCAGCAGUUCCCCAGGUUUUUGUACCAGCCAAAGGAUUCAGAAUGGACGCGCGCGUGUGUAUCAUGCCAAUGCUGCGCUGUGGCCACUACAAGUACAUUCUCUAUUAA